Messenger RNA from Silurus meridionalis, 1238 nucleotides. It is a transcript of the gene crybb1l3, whose product is annotated as crystallin, beta B1, like 3. Gene Ontology annotation, biological process: visual perception; lens development in camera-type eye. Bases 116 to 766 code for a protein of 216 amino acids. The record is from RefSeq and is a predicted model, not a curated record. Gene Ontology annotation, molecular function: structural constituent of eye lens. NCBI's taxonomy places the organism in Eukaryota, Metazoa, Chordata, Actinopteri, Siluriformes, Siluridae. The transcript has 6 exons.
GAGCGUACGUUGUCAAUUCCACACUCCAUGAUGUUCUUGCAGGAAGAAGUGAAGUCCAUGUGUUUGCCCUGGAAGUUCUCCUGGUCAUAAACUGUGAUCUGGACAUGUGGAACAGAUGAUGAACAAAUCUUCAGCCAUGUCUCAUACCGCUGUGCAGGGGAGUGUUGGAAGUCGUUCUGCCAUGGGGAUGCACACAUACCGGAUCUAUUUGUUCGAGUGUGAGAAUUUCCAAGGUCGCGUGAUGGAAUUGAACGGCGAGUGUCGCAAUAUUUGUGAUAAGGGCUUUGAUCGUGUGCGCUCCAUCAGAGUGGAGUGUGGCCCGUGGGUGGGUUACGAACAGCAGAACAUGUGUGGCGAGAUGUUCAUGUUGGAAAAGGGAGAGUAUCCUCGCUGGGACACCUGGUCCAAUAGCUACCGCUGUGAUCAUCUCAUGUCCCUCAGGCCAGUCCGCAUGGAUUCCCAGGAUCAUAAGAUCUGUCUGUAUGAGUGUGCAAACUUUGAGGGCCGUAAAAUGGAGGUUUGUGAUGAGGAUAUCCCCAGUCUUUGGUCCUAUGGCUUUUAUGACAGAGUAGCAAGCAUUCAAGUCUCCGGGGGAACGUGGGUUGGGUACCAAUACCCUGGCUAUCGUGGAUAUCAGUACCUGUUUGAGUGUGGCCCCUUUAAGCACUGGAAUGAGUGGGGAGCCAAUCAUCCCCAAAUACAGUCAAUCCGCCGAGUGCGAGACAUGCAGACACAUCGGCGAGGCUGUUUCGAGAUGACUGCAUAAGCGACACAGCAGGAACUAAUGGACAGAUUGCAAGAAAAGCUCUGUGGUGUAUAAAAUUAUCCCUCAAUUUACAAAAACCACUUUAGAGCAGUGUGAAGCGCUUCACCUGUUUACAAUUAUGUGUGAUGAAGCUAAAGCUCACAUAGGCCAAAUUGACUUUUUGUUACAUUCAACUAUAUUUAUCUUUUUAUUAUUGGCCACUUUCUCAGCAAUUUUUCUAAUGAACACAAGUUAUUAAUUCAUUUUCAAAAACUAAGCAAAAACCUCCUACUGAAUUAUAAACCAUGAAUUAAGUACAGCUUGCAGCAGGUAUUGGGAUACUAAACCUCUGGCCUCUUGGAUAGGCUACUUAUGUAGUAGGCUUAAUUGUAUAAAGAUUUCAUUUUCCUCUUUUUUGGUGUGGACAGGAUUAACAUACCCAUCAUCUCGUGUGAUGAGGGGACUGUGCAGUCCUAUCCCGCAAAUCUCUCUC